CCCUCAAACAAGUACCAGCCCAAAACCCUAAUCCGAUCCCAUUUACUCGCGCUCGCGCCCCUUCCGCCCUUCGCGCCGCCGCUGCAUUCCCAAACAACCCGACUGCCGUCGCCGGAGACAAACACCUCACCGCCGCCAUGGGGCGUAUGCACAGUCGCGGGAAGGGUAUCUCGUCGUCGGCGCUGCCGUACAGGAGGACUCCCCCGACCUGGCUCAAGACCGCCUCCUCCGAUGUGGACGAGAUGAUCACGAAGGCUGCGAAGAAGGGUCAGAUGCCGUCACAGAUCGGCGUCCUGCUCCGUGACCAGCACGGCAUUCCGCUCGUCAAGAGCGUCACCGGCAGCAAGAUCCUCCGCAUCCUCAAAGCCCAUGGGCUGGCGCCGGAAAUCCCAGAGGACCUGUAUUUCCUGAUCAAGAAGGCUGUGGCGAUAAGGAAGCACCUGGAGAGGAACAGGAAGGACAAAGACUCCAAAUUCAGGCUCAUUCUUGUCGAGAGCAGGAUCCACCGCCUCGCCCGCUACUAUAAGCGCACCAAGAAACUUCCUCCCACCUGGAAGUACGAGUCGACCACGGCAAGCACUCUGGUGGCCUAAGUCAUCAUCCGGCGUGCUCUUAGCUGCGUUUGGGGCUGUUCCUGCAAUCAUUUUAUGUAACGCUUUAUGAGUUUAGGGCCAAGUAGAAACUGCGAAUGUCCUAUGUUUACCUGGAGAGUGGCGUAAACCCUUUUUGGUUCCGCAGAUCUGCCUGUUAUACUUUUGCUACUAUGCAUCCAGAUUUUGUCAGCUACAAUUAUCAUUUACAUUGAAUUGUUCAUCGCUACCUAUUUGCUGUC
Messenger RNA from Phragmites australis (common reed), 832 nucleotides. Its product is annotated as small ribosomal subunit protein uS15-like. The record is from RefSeq and is a predicted model, not a curated record. Gene Ontology annotation, biological process: translation. The transcript is spliced from 5 exons. Gene Ontology annotation, cellular component: nucleolus; cytosolic small ribosomal subunit; ribosome. Lineage: Eukaryota; Viridiplantae; Streptophyta; Magnoliopsida; Poales; Poaceae. Bases 138 to 593 code for a protein of 151 amino acids. Gene Ontology annotation, molecular function: small ribosomal subunit rRNA binding; structural constituent of ribosome.